Molecule: messenger RNA, 2532 nt
Organism: Leishmania mexicana MHOM/GT/2001/U1103
Lineage: Eukaryota; Euglenozoa; Kinetoplastea; Trypanosomatida; Trypanosomatidae
Exons: 1
Coding region: 1-2532 (843 amino acids)
Molecular function (GO): protein binding
Source: RefSeq, a predicted model, not a curated record
AUGACAGCAACGCCGGCGCCGCGAGUUUUUUUGGCCUCUUGGCUGGAAAAGAAGAUGGAGUGGCGCUUCAUCUAUGAACACCGCUAUUUCAUUCUUGAUGGUACUCGCCUCAGCUACCGCCUCGAGGAGCACGGCGCCGAGAAGAAGUUCGGCACCAUCAUAUCCUUUGACCCGUGGCGCGAGAGCGUGAAGGACGACACCUCUAAGGGAUAUUGCUUCACGGUGUGGCUGCUCGAGGGCGGCUCCUGGGAACUGCGCGCGGCGACGCGGGAGAUCUACGACAGCUGGCUGCAUGCAUUUCUCACAGUGCUCGUACCCUCCGACUCCACCUCUGGGGCGCAGAGCGAGGGUGGCGGUGUGGCUAGCUCACGCGAUACCUCAGUAACCGCGGACGCCGGUGCGACGCCCGGCAGACCAUCUUCCGGACACCUCGAAAGUGAGAGCCUGGGUUGUUUUCGCAAGACAGGCGAGCGCGGUGAUGCCAUAAACGGUGCUAGUUCAACGCAAACCGAAUCCGCCGACACCUCGCGCAAGACGGCGGACGCAAGCCCAUCAGCAGAGGACGCCACCCUCACCGCGGAGUCCAUCGCUGCUGCCGUGAAUACAAGAAACACCGUCUGCGUCUCCAACGUCGUGCUGCUGUCCUCCAUGGUGGAGAAGGAGACGGCCUGGCGGGGCUCUUGGAAGGCGCGCUACAUGGAGCUGCUGGAAGGGCGCCACCUUGUCAUUCGGUCCUCUGCCACAUCCAAGACGGAGCGGCAGCACUAUGUCAUUGAGGCGGUGGACCCCUCGCCACUUGUAGGCCAAGAGGUAUGGCUGCUCUUCACCACAAGCAACGGCGACCGCUUCUGGGUCCGCUACGGCUCCGUGGAGGAGUGUCAGCGCUGGUACACGGUCUGCCGACGGCUGCUUCACGCGGAGUGCUCAUGGCACUGGCUGCCGCUCGCCGAGAACGUCGCUGGCCGCUCGCUGCGGCUUCGACAAGCCACAAGCGGCGAUUACAGCGACCUGCAGCUGCACUACCAUUCCGCUACAGUGGUGCCGUCCUUUCAAAAGGGAACAUGGUGCCCAUUGCUGUACAUCUUCGGGGGCUCGGACCGCUGGUGUAACCAGCUGUUCAACCCUCAGGCACGCGCCUUUCUCCCGCACGCCGAAUCCACGCACACGACAAAUCAGCUGUGUACGCUGGAGCUGACAGGCCCGCACGUGAUGCAGCUGUGGAAGCCUGCACCGUACGAGGAGGGCCCGCACGCGCUGGUGCGCCCGCUUUCCCGCUACGGCGCAACAUUGACGUGCAUCCCUGUGGAGGCGCCGCCAUCGUCGGAGAGAAACGACUGGCCGCAGCAGACGAUCGGGGCACACGUCGUACUGUUUGGCGGGCUGUCGGGUGGUGGAUAUCAGCCGCCCGCCACAGAGCUCUGGAGUGUGUGGCGCAGCCCGGCGGCGUGCGCCGAAGACGUCGAGAUGCAGUGGAACAGGCACGAUCUGCCCCCUUACGAGCUCCCGAUGCUGGCCUUUCACGACGCCGUGUGCAUCCCGUGGAGAUGUGCGGCAGUGAAGGACAGCGCAGACCCUCACAAGCGGCUCCACCCCGAUGGCGGGUUUCUUCUCGUGACAGGUGGCCUCGAUGUGGAGUAUCGCUGCCGGGCUGAGUGCUACGCGGUGGUGUGGAACGAUGCAGGCCUCACCGAGGCGGCUGAGCAGCUUCACUCAACCGAGUCGACGACCGAGGACAGACUCGAGGAGAGAGCGCGCCUGACAAAGCCGGCGGCGUUUGCCUUUGGCCAGCUGCCAGAGCCGCGCGCGUUUCACCGCAUGGCGGUCAUCGAAGACGGCACGGUGGUUCUCGUUGGCGGCCGAGGGGUAGAGAACGCCGCGAUGAGUCAUCCCGUCCUGACGCUGGCACCGGAGGUGUGGCGGCGCGCAUCCAAGGCGUGGAGAGACGUCGCUACCGCUGCCACAGCGCCGCCUGAGAGCAACAGCAACGGAGCCGAGCCGAGGAGCGAGAAUCAGUGCCAGCGGACGAGUGGCGAGGACGAAGCCAAUGCAGGCGCGGCUGACGACGCGGAUGCUUCAUCUUCGCAGUGGCUGGCAGCGGUGUUCGACUGCUCUACAAUGCCUAUGUCGUCCACGACGCUCCGCGCAGUCACCGAACUACCGAACGAGAUGGGUGAUGUGGCCGUCGCUGCCACCGAGCACGGCAAUCGCGUGGUGGUUAUGGGGCAAGUCUCGCAGCCACGCCAGGAUGUGAAGCUCUACUUGCUGGACUUGGAACCUGUCGUGGCACCCACUUCAAGCGGCCGUCGCCGUGGAUCGCGCGGCAUCAGUGCAGGCCAGCAGCUCCCCGCUGGCACGAGGCGUGCUCGGUGUCAGGAGGUGGUGCUCUUCGUCGGUGCCGUACCGAAUCGCGUGGUGGGUAUCACCCUGCACGUGUACAACGACUACCUCUUCGUGAUUGGCGGCUGCAUGGCUGACAAGUCCAAGUCGGAGCCGUACAAGUUGUGCGGACCCCUGCGUAUCCUGCUUGAAUGA